AUGGCCCUUAAGCUUUCUAUUGCUGUUUUCCUCCUGCGCCUCUCAAACAUACCACUCCAUCGCUACAUUAUCCUCACGACUCUUGUGGUGUGCGAAAUAGGCGGUCUCUUCUAUUUCCUCGUCUUCAUCUUUCAAUGCCAGCCUUCGAACUAUUUCUGGACGAAGUAUACGGAUGGAACGGGGAAGUGUAUAGACUCCAAUAUUCCAGUCGUUGCGGGAUAUGCAUACAGUGCCAUCACUUGUGCCUCGGACUGGAUCUUGAGUCUUAUUCCGAUAUUUGUGGUGUGGAAUUUACAGAUGACCCCGAGAGACAAGAUGAGUGUGGCAAUCAUUCUGUCAAUGGGUGCUGUUGCCUCAACCGCAACUAUUAUUCGCAUGCCAUACCUCCGCGGCCUCUCCAAUAUCGCCGAUUUCCUCUUCGCUACCGUUGAUGUAGCUAUCUGGUCCACUGCCGAAACAGGUAUCGGUAUUACGGCUUGCUCGGUUGCCACCCUACGCCCCCUUUUCCGCAAUUUCUUUCAACGAUCCAAUCUGUUUGGUGGCUCCACAAAAGGACCUAGUGACCCGAGUAAAAACUGGGCUGGCUAUUCGGAUGCCAAAGGAGCCGGAUAUAUAAAGCAAAGGAGUCUGGGCGUAAAUUCGGGAAGUUCGAGAGCCGCUAGGUCGGGAGAAGAUACCGACGAUGUUAAAUUAAGGGAUGAUAUCCCUGAGGAUUCAGGUAUCACGACAACUAUCGCAACUGGACAGCAGAAGAUUGGUGAUCAAUACGAUGACACUUCGGAUGAAAUUUCGCAACAUCAUAAUGAUAGAUAUGCGCAUGAUAUCGAUUUGGAAGGUGGACAAGGGCGAGAUCCUCGAAAUACCGAAUUGAGUAAGCGAGCAUCUAAGCAUGCGGGGAGAUGGAGUGGAGGAAAAGGGAGAAAUAGAGAUACUAGUGACGCGAGAAGUCUUAGUAGUGAAGAAGACUCUUCUUGGGGAAUGGGCAUCACGAAGACGACCAAUACCAAGAUUAGUAGUGUCAGGAUGAGUAGGGUGGGGGAAGGUCAAGGGUCGUUUGGGUUAUAA
Molecule: messenger RNA, 1065 nt
Organism: Sclerotinia borealis F-4128
Lineage: Eukaryota; Fungi; Ascomycota; Leotiomycetes; Helotiales; Sclerotiniaceae
Source: the annotation of a GenBank genome assembly